AUGACCAUCCACACGGUUCUAACGAACACGCUCAAGUUGCGUGUGCCCCUUGUGAUGGGUGGUAUGCAGUGGGUCGGCAAGCCGGCCCUGGCUGCUGCGGUCUCGAAUGCCGGGGCUCUGGGCAUGCUGACGGCUCUGACGCAGCCGACGCCGGAGGCGCUGCGUGCGGCGAUUGAAGAGACUCGCUCGCUGAUUGACCCGCAGAUUGCCAAGGAGCGCUCUCAGUACGGUGCCUUUGGUGUGAACAUUACACUCCUGCCUGCCAUUGUGCCCCCGGACUAUGAGGGAUAUGCACGUGCGGCACUGGAAGCCGGUGUCCGGAUCUUUGAGACAGCCGGCAGCAACCCUGAGCCGGUGAUCAAGGUGCUCAAGCAAUCGGGCGCUUUCGUGAUACACAAGUGCACGGCGAUCCGCCAUGGACUUAAGGCUGCGCAGCUCGGUGCGGAUAUGCUGAGUAUUGAUGGCCUCGAGUGUGCGGGACACCCCGGUGAGGACGACAUUGGUGGUUUGGUGCUCUUGGCCCUCGCCGCCGAAAAGUCGCCUAUUCCGUUCAUCGCAUCGGGUGGCAUGGCCAAUGGCCGCAGCCUGGCGGCUGCGCUUGCGUUGGGGGCCUGUGGUGCCAACAUGGGCACGCGUUUCAUGGCGACCCGGGAAAGUGAAAUCCACGACAAGAUCAAGGCGCACCUGGUCCAGUCGUCGGAGCGCGACACGGUACACAUUAUGCGCAGCCUGCGCAACACGGCGCGUGUCUACAAGAACAAGGUCGCGCUGGAGGUGAUCGAGAAGGAGAAGCAGCGCGCGCAGUUCGCUGACAUUCGCCCGCUCGUGUCGGGUCAGCGCGGCAAGAAGGUGUACGAAAACGGCGAAGUCGAUGCGGGUAUCUGGACGGCUGGCCAGACGGCGGGUCUGAUUCACGACAUUCCCACGUGCAAAGAACUCGUGGCCCGCAUUGAGCGCGAUGCCGAGCAGGUCAUGACACAGUCGGCUGCCCUCAUUACCCCCUCGCCCCGUUUGUAG
Molecule: messenger RNA, 1017 nt
Organism: Malassezia restricta
Lineage: Eukaryota; Fungi; Basidiomycota; Malasseziomycetes; Malasseziales; Malasseziaceae
Product: 2-nitropropane dioxygenase
Exons: 1
Coding region: 1-1017 (338 amino acids)
Molecular function (GO): nitronate monooxygenase activity
Source: RefSeq, a predicted model, not a curated record